AAGGUGAAUGAAUCGGUUCAGUUCCGUUGGGCGUGUGAAGUAAAAGUGAACUUAAAAUUUAGAAAGAGGGAUAAAUGUGACAAUAUGCAACAGGCAAGUGCUUAAAAGUUGAUAAAACUGGAAGAUUACUGAAAGUAAAUAUUGUUAUCAGGAGAUUUUAGGGGGGAAAGUAAAAAAAAAAAAAAAUGCCGCGAGUGUUUUUGGUUAAAAAGACGAGCAGCACUUCCGGGAAAAGAAACUGGAAUGAAGUACCUGACUGUGCGCGAGGAGACAUCUACACACCAGUGUGUGUGUUCACUCCUUGUGGCCAUGAAGAGUGUGAGCACAGCCCUGCUGAGCUGCCUGUCUGUCCCUCAACCACACAGAACAAGACCCCACACACGCAAUCUCAAUCUCACAGCUUGACUGCCCAGCUGUCCUCCUCUGCCGUGCAAGAGCCGAGCUCACACAAGCCUUCUUUCAUCUGCUCCAAAAAUAAGAUGGCCAAGAUGGGAAAUGAGGCAUUGGAUGUCUCUCAAACCACACCAGAUUCCCCUUUUUCCUGCCCAAUAUGCCAUAAGACUUUCAGUCUUGCCCGAGUGAUGAAACGCCAUUUAAGGACUCAUAGCGACUUUAAGAGGCACUCGUGUGAAUACUGUGGGAAAGGCUUCAAUGACACUUUUGACCUCAAGAGGCACGUGCGCACCCAUACAGGUGUACGGCCCUUUAAGUGCACUGUGUGUGAGAAGGCCUUCACUCAGCGAUGCUCCCUGGAGGCUCACCUUAAAAAGGUUCAUGGUGUCUUCCAACAGUACGCCUAUAAGGAACGCAGAGACAAGCUGUAUGUGUGUGAAGAGUGUGGCCUGACUUCUCAGACACAAGACAACCUGUACAGUCACAUCCAGGUCAAACAUCCCAACAGCAGGAUUGCCAAAGCCAAAUCCAAAAGCAGGAGAAGGAAGGCACAAAACCGGGGAGGAAGCAUGUCUCCCUGUUCUCCUCACUCGCUGAGUGAUGCUGAUGCUGGUGUUUGACUAAUGCUGAAAUGAUAGAUGACCUGGAAAAUUAUCCAUUUCUGAUGAUUCAGAUCAGGAUGAAGUGGUCAGUUAGUAUCGUUUAGAUCAGAUGAUUGAGAGUUCAGAUCCCAGCUCCACCAGGCGCAUUCCUGACACCAUGAGCCUUUAACCAACACUUGCACCAAGAAGUUGUACCCUGUGCUCUGACACCCUUCUGACUUCCUUCCUGUUUGGGAUGUGUGAAGAAAUGUCCUACAAUGUGUGUUUCAUAUGUAAUUACUAUAGACCAUUUAUUUCUUUUGAUUAAGAUGACAAUUAAAAUGCACAGGGUACAGAUGUACAACAACUACUCCCCCACCCUCUCCAUAUCCCAGCUUAUUAGGACUCUGGACUCAGAACGCAGGGUCAGCCAUGAUGGGCCCUUGGAACAGGUAGGUUCAAGGGCCUUCAAUAGUGGCAGUUUGGCAGUGCUGGGGCUUGAACCCCCAACCUUCUGAUCAGAAACCCAGAGCCUUAAAUGUUGAGCCACCACUGCUCAACAGCCUACUAGUUGUCAUAUUUAGUAUAAUAUAUUACACUUUCUUGAAUUUUAUUUAUGUGGUUAUUACAGAUAAAAUAAUUAUAGCCUUUAGGUCUUGAAUGAAUGUGGAGUAUUCUUUUUAUACUGUACUUGAAUGUUUGGGGAUGACUUUGAAUUG
Messenger RNA from Neoarius graeffei (lesser salmon catfish), 1693 nucleotides. It is a transcript of the gene ovol1b, whose product is annotated as ovo-like zinc finger 1b. The transcript has 4 exons. Gene Ontology annotation, molecular function: DNA-binding transcription factor activity, RNA polymerase II-specific; RNA polymerase II cis-regulatory region sequence-specific DNA binding. Gene Ontology annotation, biological process: regulation of transcription by RNA polymerase II; epidermal cell differentiation. Gene Ontology annotation, cellular component: nucleus. NCBI's taxonomy places the organism in Eukaryota, Metazoa, Chordata, Actinopteri, Siluriformes, Ariidae. The record is from RefSeq and is a predicted model, not a curated record. Bases 186 to 1013 code for a protein of 275 amino acids.